CAAUGCCUGCCGAACAUGCUACGACCUCUCUACACGACCCUCCCCAGCCAGACCCUCAACAGUCACAGGUCAAGCUUUGUCUCGCCUGCCGCUGUCCUCUUACCGCCGAAGCGGCCAGCACACCCUUCUCUCUUCACGGACAUGACACAAACGACGCCGUAAGCUUGGAGGCCAGCCCUGUAUGCGCCUCGUGUCGCAUUCCACUUGCACCCCCCGCCCGGGAAGGUCUGUUUGCCGAAGUGGAGAGGGAACUCUUGCGCCGUGCCGCAUCACUGCAGCCUGCAGGCAAUGAGGCACCACAGCAGGUCCACGAGCUUGCCCCUUCCGCCGUCUCGCCGAGUCCCCCGACUAUUGAACAUUGUCCGUCGCCACAGGAUAUAGUGAUGGAGGUCCCUGCCGCGGCUCCGCGCGCCUCGACUGUAGCUGCGCUCGCGACCGAGCUUUCAACAAGCUCUUCUGGACCUGCCACUGUUAUCCCUCGAUCCCCUCGACCUCCCUCCUCCACCCUCAAUUCCCCCAUUCUGACCCGCCCGACUCUUGCCCCAAUCGAUACGAGCAAUCCCCCCUCUUCGUCACAGACGCCUACCAUACGGCGCGCCGAGCUAGCCUCCGCGUCGCAAACAGGCUACCGCCAACGUUCUCAUGCAUCAUCCUCAUCUGGUCUGGACCCGCUGUUGGAUAUCACCCGCCUGCGAGUGCGUUCGCAAGGUCACCACUGCCUAUACCCCGGCGCCACUUUCCAGGGAACGCAGAAGAGUGGCAGGAAUAGCUACGACGUCAACGUCACUAUCGUGGACGUCGACUUCUCCUCUUCACACUUGUGCGGAUACCUCCGAAUCCGUGGUCUGACGGACGACUGGCCCGAGCUUACUACUUACUUCGACGCCGAAAUCAUCGGCAGUCGGUAUGGUUUCCUGACGCGGAACUGGGGAGCAAACGAGCAGGAGGACAUGGUGCAUUGGGCGCGAUUCCCUGCGUUCCGACACGUCAAGAAUGAGCUCAAGAAGCCUCACUUGACGAUGCAGGAUGCACUCAAUCGUGGCGCGGUGUUCAUGCGCUGGAAGGAGAAGUUCCUCGUCCCUGACCACCGCGUGCAGGACAUCAAUGGCGCGAGCUUUGCUGGAUUCUACUAUGUAUGUGUGGACUUCAAUCCCCAGCAGUCAGGCGCAGUGCAGCUCCCGUCCCCCGUGGAGGAGAACGUAGAGAUGGCAACGUCACCGACAAUGACACAUGCAACGAAGCCCGAGACACCCUCCAGGUCUCGACGCAUCUCCGUGACGCGGGGGGCCCGCAGAGCAGGUCGGUCCGCUUCGCGGGGAAUCCCGUCCAAUGUGGCAACGAUGAGUGGCUUCUACUUCCACCAGAAUUCUGAGCCGUACCAGCAGCUAUCUCUCGUUCACGUUCCAGAGCACACGAGCUCGUGCUUCGAGUUCCGAUGAUCAGCUUCAUCUCACUCGCCGACGUCCGUAAUGCUCGCCGGGCAACAGUAAAAGCUGCCGCGAGCACCGCGCGGGUCGGCAUACCUCUGGAUCCCAGGCAUCUGGGCCAGGCCGCUUCCUACUCCUCCAUUUACUUCACCUGUCCCGCGGCUACGCAACCUUUACGUGUUCGUCGGCGCCGUCGGCGCUACCUGUCCCCCCCUCUGCAUUUACUGAAACCCCGCCGGACCAGCUGCUCCCUUGCUCACGACUUAUGGUAGCCGCGCUAACGCCACUUCCAUUCAUACCAGUUGCAUUGCCCGCGAUCUCCCUGUACUAUCUGUUUAGUUUGGUGCCUGUCCGUAGUUCCUACAUAGCUGUUGUAUGACCUUGCAAUGCCACUCUGUU
This is a messenger RNA of Dichomitus squalens LYAD-421 SS1, 1826 nucleotides long. RefSeq lists its product as uncharacterized. The record is from RefSeq and is a predicted model, not a curated record. Gene Ontology annotation, cellular component: extrinsic component of membrane; GID complex. The annotation marks the transcript as partial. Gene Ontology annotation, biological process: protein catabolic process in the vacuole; negative regulation of gluconeogenesis; protein targeting to vacuole. Lineage: Eukaryota; Fungi; Basidiomycota; Agaricomycetes; Polyporales; Polyporaceae. The transcript has 4 exons.